GGUUGAGUUUUGUAAAUAUUGCCACCCAGUUAGAAUGUGAUCAGCUUGAAUCAGUCCAGAGACAUUGUAGAGCCUUUGCCUUCUGAACGGUGUGCUUCCAAGCAGCAGCGAAAUGCCUAAGGUUCCAUUUCUACCAUUUUCAAUCUUUUUGGGAAUACUGGGGAUCUUGUGUUGGGGGCUUACAGUAUAUUGGAGUCAGCACUGGCUUGGUAGCUUUGCCUGGGAUGGUUCUCCUAAGAUGUUUAAUUGGCACCCAGUUUUCAUGGUGACAGGCAUGCUGGUCUUGUAUGGUACAGCGGCUCUGGUGUACCGUUUGCCCUUCUCCCAAAUGGGGUCCAAGCUCCCUUGGAAGGUGCUGCAUGCAACACUGACCUUGGUAGCAUUUGUCUUUGUUGUUCUGGGAUUGGAGGCUGUCUUUGAGUUUCGCAAUGUGAAGAAGACCCCCAAUAUGUACUCUCUACACAGUUGGCUUGGGCUCUCUGCUGUGCUACUUUUUUCAUGCCAGUGGCUAAUGGGGUUUACUUCUUUUUUGUUGCCUUGGACCCCCAUCUGGUUCCGAGCCCUCUACAAACCUAUCCAUGUUUUCUUUGGCUCUACUAUCCUUGGUUUGGCUAUUGCAUCCUGCAUCUCAGGCAUUAAUGAAAAGCUAUUCUUCAGAUCAAAAAAUUCAACAACGCCGUGCCCCAAGCUUUCUGCAGAGGCUUGGUUUGCCAACAUUCUGGGAAUGCUGAUUUUGGUGUUUGGAGUGUUAGUGUUGUUGGGUCUUGCCAUAUCAGGAUGGAAACGUCCAGAUGUGAAUUCACAAGACAUUCGAGAGCCUCUGUUACAGGAAGCCAAAUGAAGAGCUAGAAAGCAGCUGCAUGGAACUACCAGUAAGGGGUCUGAUGGCCCUUUCUUAAGUUUGCAGCCUUGCUUGCUGCUGCUGCUGCUCUCAGUACAAGAACUCACAUCAUGAAUUGAUGCAGUAAGAGAAGAUUAUUCUAUUAACAGACAUUCAAAUUUGUUCCUUUGAGCCUAUCUGAUUUUUAAACUUGAAGUGUUUGUACUAUCAUGGGCUGCUGGACAUUUAGACAUAUUUGAACAAACCUAUUUGCUAAAGUGCCAUAGAAUUCUCAGAUUUUGUGUUUUUCUACAGCUAACUAAAAACCUAAUUCACCAACUAAAA
This is a messenger RNA of Python bivittatus (Burmese python), 1165 nucleotides long. It is a transcript of the gene CYB561A3, whose product is annotated as cytochrome b561 family member A3. The record is from RefSeq and is a predicted model, not a curated record. Gene Ontology annotation, cellular component: lysosomal membrane. Lineage: Eukaryota; Metazoa; Chordata; Lepidosauria; Squamata; Pythonidae. Gene Ontology annotation, molecular function: oxidoreductase activity.